UCCCCCAAGGGUCCGGCCCCCGGGCCCCGCGUCUGCUUCGCCCCCGCGGCGGCGGCGGCGGCGGAGGAGGGCCCGGGGCGGGGCCGCGGGAAGGUCACGGUGCGCUACGACCGCAGGGAGCUCCGCAAGCGGCUGCACCUCGAGGAGUGGAUCCUGGCGCAGCUGACCGCGCUCUACGACUGCCGGGAGGAGGAGAUCCCCGAGCUGGAGAUCGACGUGGACGAGCUGCUGGACAUGGAGAGCGACGGCGCCCGCAGCGCCCGCGUGCAGGAGAUCCUCGUUGACUGUUACAAACCCACCGAGGCGUUCGUGGGGGAUCUCCUGGAGAAAAUCCGGGGGAUGCAGAAACUCAACACCCCCCAGAAGAAAUGACCCCAAAACUGGGGGAAACCCCCCAAAGUCCAGGGGGACCCCCCAGCCGCACCCCCGCCCCAAUUUCGGGGGGACUCCCCCAUUUUUGGGGUCCCCCCCUGCAGAGAUAAUCACUCCCCCCCUCCCCCACUGGUUUUGGGGGGUCCUGGGAGGGAUUUUGGGGGGAAUUUGGGGGUUUGGGGUUUUUUUUUUUUAGUUUUUUUUAAAUUCCGGGGGGUUGGGGUUGUUUUUAUAUGGGUUUAAUAAAAGCAGCUUUGACAUUUUCGG
Messenger RNA from Passer montanus (Eurasian tree sparrow), 639 nucleotides. It is a transcript of the gene PPP1R14B, whose product is annotated as protein phosphatase 1 regulatory inhibitor subunit 14B. Gene Ontology annotation, cellular component: cytoplasm. Gene Ontology annotation, molecular function: protein serine/threonine phosphatase inhibitor activity. The annotation marks the transcript as partial. Gene Ontology annotation, biological process: regulation of phosphorylation; innate immune response. The record is from RefSeq and is a predicted model, not a curated record. NCBI's taxonomy places the organism in Eukaryota, Metazoa, Chordata, Aves, Passeriformes, Passeridae. The transcript has 4 exons.